CACACGGAUAGUUAAUCACAUCCGUCGAUCCUUCACCACCGCUCAUUAUAAAUAGUCCUCGGCGGCCCUUCAACUCGGAACUUUUCCGUGCUUUUAGAGAGAUAAAGCAGACAGAAGAGGAGCGAGAAGAAGGAGAAGAGGAAGAAGAGCGAGAAGAAGAAGAAGAAAGGUCAAGAGGUAUGGUUUCUUUCCGCCCCCUUGUUUCUUCUGUUUCUCGGUGUAGGAAUAUUCAUCUAUCUGGUUCUUUUUCCCUGAGAUUCUCGCUCCGUUGUUUCCGAUUCCGUCCGUCUCGUUUCUUCUUCUGAUUUCUUCCCCGCGAUAGAGUACCCAUGGAUUUUCCACAUUUCGUUUCAUUGCAUUGGCAAAUAGUUUCUCCUCGAAUCAACCUCUUCCUUCGUAGGCCGGCGUCGAUUUAUUGAAAAAAGCCCUGGGUUAAGCUGGCUGCAGAUUAACGAUUUAGUGUUUAUGUGCUGUUUAGACUUGAUUAUGUCGUUUAGAGUACAAUUGUUACCUUGGAAAUCUAGGGUUCUUCGCUUCCAGAAUAAAUUGUGAUGCAAUAGGGUACACUGUUUAGGAAAUCUGAUGGACGCUCUUUAGUUUGAAUUCAAGUCUAGUUUUCAGAGUUGAAUAAGUUCUUCUUCCUUCAAAUCUGGGGUGGUCGCGUAUAAUUUUAACUGGGUAACUGUGAGCUUGUAUAAUAUUGGUUCCUGCCAGAGAUUUUGUGAUUGUUUGUAAAGAUUGUGUUCUUUCAGCGCAGAUGGCUCGUACAAAGCAAACUGCACGUAAGUCCACUGGAGGAAAGGCUCCCAGGAAGCAGCUCGCUACCAAGGCUGCCCGUAAGUCUGCCCCCACCACUGGUGGUGUGAAGAAACCCCAUCGUUACAGACCCGGAACUGUUGCUCUUCGUGAAAUCCGUAAGUACCAGAAGAGCACUGAACUUCUGAUCAGGAAGCUGCCAUUCCAGAGGCUUGUUCGUGAAAUUGCGCAGGAUUUUAAGACUGACCUGCGUUUCCAGAGCCACGCAGUGCUUGCUCUGCAGGAGGCAGCUGAGGCUUACCUUGUGGGGCUGUUUGAGGACACCAAUCUGUGCGCCAUCCAUGCCAAGCGUGUCACCAUUAUGCCCAAGGAUAUCCAGUUGGCCAGGAGGAUCAGGGGUGAGCGUGCUUAAGGACCAAUUAGAAUGUGUUGUGGUUGAUAUCUUCUGGAAUGGGAAGAUGGUCAAUGGAAUGGUGUAAUUUUGGGGGGUUGGUUUUUGGAUGUAGUAAUUCACUGCUGUUUUCUCUGCCAUGAACUGGUUUAAGGGUAGAUAAAAAUAGUUCUGUCUUGGGGAAUCUUAGGCCUUGUUGAAUUGAACAUUGCUAGCUAUAUGAUAUGGUUGUAAUGGUGGAGUCUUGUGAUGUUCUGUUCCUGAUUCUGGACCUGAACCUUUGAUGAUAUAUAGUUUCUUCAAUUUUGUGGCUUCGGAUUCUUGCCUUACGUUGUACUUUCUGGGGUUAAUCUUGGGUGGGGGCUGUCAAUUAGGGCUUCCAGAGUAUUUCACCGUGCAACGUUUUCAAGCUAACAAUGAAGUUUAUCAUCUAGCUGCAGUGAAACAUGUAAUUAACUAUCUUAUUGGUA
This is a messenger RNA of Linum trigynum, 1617 nucleotides long. The record is from the annotation of a GenBank genome assembly. Lineage: Eukaryota; Viridiplantae; Streptophyta; Magnoliopsida; Malpighiales; Linaceae.